This is a messenger RNA of Exserohilum turcica Et28A, 3988 nucleotides long. RefSeq lists its product as uncharacterized. The transcript has a single exon. Bases 5 to 3988 code for a protein of 1327 amino acids. NCBI's taxonomy places the organism in Eukaryota, Fungi, Ascomycota, Dothideomycetes, Pleosporales, Pleosporaceae. Gene Ontology annotation, biological process: nucleotide-excision repair. Gene Ontology annotation, cellular component: nucleus. Gene Ontology annotation, molecular function: DNA endonuclease activity; single-stranded DNA binding. The record is from RefSeq and is a predicted model, not a curated record.
CGCUAUGGGUGUCACCGGCCUCUGGACCGUUUUGCAGCCCUGCGCGCGGCCAAUCAAGAUCGAAACGCUGAACAAGAAGCGCCUCGCCGUCGAUGCUUCCAUCUGGAUCUACCAGUUCCUCAAGGCCGUGCGCGACAAGGAAGGAAAUGCGCUGAGGAAUAGCCAUAUUGUCGGUUUCUUCCGACGAGUAUGCAAGCUACUAUUUAUCGGUAUCAAGCCUGUUUUCGUCUUCGACGGUGGUGCCCCGGCGCUGAAACGACAAACCAUCAGCCACCGUAAGUCGCGCCGGGAGGGUAGACGUGACGAUGCAGUCAGGACAGCUGGGAAGCUGCUGGCAAUACAGAUGCAGAGGGCUGCUGAGGAAGAAGACAGGAAGAGGAGGGAAGCUGCGAAACAUCCACGGCAAAAGCAGCAAGAAGAGGAGAUACCCGAAAACCUGGUCUAUGCCGAAGAAUUGCUUCAGACGCCCCAGGAACGGACACAGAACCGCACCUUCAAAAAGAAGGACCAAUAUCAUCUGCCAGACCUCGGCAAGUCCAUGUCGGAAAUGGGCGCUGCGAACGACCCCAGAGUCAUGUCGCUGGAGGAAUUGGAAGAAUAUGCACGGCAGUUCGACAGAGGCGAAGAUAUCAAUGUUUACGAUUUCUCCAAAAUUGACUUUGAUGGCCACUUCUUCCAGAGCCUACCUCCUGCCGAUCGUUACAACAUUUUGAAUGCAGCCAGACUGCGUAGUCGGCUCAGAAUGGGUCAUUCCAAGGAACAGCUUGAUGCAAUGUUCCCGGAUCGAAUGGCGUUCUCCAAGUUCCAGAUUGAACGUGUACGCGAACGCAACGAACUCACACAGCGUUUGAUGAACCUCAAUGGCAUGAACGACGAUGCUUUUGGCAGCGGUGGUUUCAAUCGAGUUGCUGGCGAGAGGGACAGGGAGUAUGUCCUUGUGAAAAAUGAUGGGGUCGAGGGUGGUUGGGCGCUUGGAGUGGUCUUGAACAAGGAAAUAGGAAAGGCACACAAGCCUAUUGACGUGGAACUACCACAGGCCCCAGCUGAGGAUGACGAAGAGUGGGAAGAUGAUCAGGAGUUCGAGGAUGUACCGAUUGAAGGCUUGAAUCGACUUCCAAAACCCAAAGGAGGUUUGAGUGUGCAGGAGGAAGAGGGACGUGAAUUUAUUGCAAAUGAGUUGGCAACGCGUCGUCGACAGCUUUACAAGUCAAGAAGGGAGAAGCCAGCGCAAGCCGCCCUCAAGAAGGCAAUACCUACAAAUCAGGAUCCCGACUCGUUGUUUCUUGCAGACGAGAACGAAGAUGAAGAGUGGGCAGACGUGCCUAUCGAUGGCGAAGAUGAUAUGGCUGAGGAUGCGGGUGAUGAUCUGGAAAAUGAACAACUACAGCAAGCGAUUGCACUAUCCCUACAGCCAGGAGAACGACAGCAUCAAGAAAGCGCUGAAGAGUCUGAAGAAGACCCUGUUCGUGAAGUUUUCCAACAGAAGCGUGUCGAAGAGACCAAUCCGUUUGCCGGAACCAAGGGCUCUGGCCUUGCCAUUGGACGGCUUGCCAACCAACGCAGUAGCAAGCUGGCUGCAAAAGGCCCUUUUGAGGGCAGUGAUAGCGAAGAUGAUAUGGACCUACAAGCCGCACUGACCGAGUCUCGCAAGUCAAAACGCCCCGCUAAGGUGCAGAAGCCAUCACCCAGACUUCACGUUCAAGCCCCAGCAUCGACUACUGAAUCUGCAUCUGGAAAGAUCAGCACCUCAGGAUUUGAUGGACCUCUUCCAUUUGAAAGGCUCAAUCUGGGUAACUCUCUGCUUGGUAAGAAGAAGAUGGAAAAGUUAGAGGCAGACAAUGCAGGCGGAUUUGAGAAAGAGUACACGGAGGACAAGAAGAGUGCAGCACCACUUCCACCUUGGUUCAAUGCAUCACGAGACAUAGCAUCGGAAGUCAACGCCCAGCGGCAUGAAGAGAAGUUACAAUGGGAAGAAGCCCGCCAAGAAGAAAAGAGCAGGUUUCAGUUCCAGGAGCUCCCAAGCUUGCGCAAGCCAGACGCAAAGGAGAUUAUUGAUGUGGACGCUCCUGUUAGUCAGGGCCAGAAGCAAGUGAUAUCGAUCGACUCAGAUGGCGAGGAUGAUGCUCAGAUGGAAGAUGUACUACCCAAAAACACCACAUUGAAGAUGGAUGAUCUGGCCGACAAGAUCAGAGCAGAGCCUCCAAAGCCGCUUUAUCCACAACAACCGUCACCGCCUCCUCAGGAUCCUACGCUAGUCAAGAAGGGCCCAUUUGCUGAUGGUUCUGAUGACGGGCCAAUAGAUUGGUCGGAAAGUGAGCCUGAAGACGAACGGCGUUCGCAGCACAAAGUUACAAAUGAUGGAGAAACAAAGCCACCUUCACGGCAGGCUUCUAGAUCACCAUCCGAGGAGUUUGAAGAUGUACCAAUGCAGACAGAGCCGGAUCCUGUUCAUGAAUCUGCCAAGUCACCAUCACCAGAGUUUGAAGAUGUGCCUUUGCAUGGCGAAACCAUAGCAGCACCCGAGCAUCCCCAGUCCCCGUCGCCCGAAUUUGAGAACGUUCCAAUUCGACAGGAGAAGUCACGUCAACUUCCCAGAGAGUUUUCACCCUUGGAAGGGCCCGAAGAUCUUACCAAACCAAUUGUUCCAUACAGUGGUGUUGCUGAUGAUAAUGUUCCCAUCGAUAUCGCUGAAAGGAAUCAUUCCGACCAGUACUCUGACCCAGAAGACGAAGAGCUCUUCGCAUCUCUCGCCAAAGAAGCAGAAGAACACGCGCGCUUCGCCAAAGAACUCACCAACAACACUGCUUCACGUGUGGACUUUGACGAAGAACUCAAACAACUGCGUGCUCAGCAAAAGAAGGACCGCCGAGACGCCGAUGAAGUUACGCAGACCAUGAUUUCAGAGUGCCAGCAACUGCUCACCUUGUUCGGCCUUCCAUACAUCACAGCCCCUAUGGAAGCAGAGGCGCAAUGCGCCGAGCUAGUCCGUCUGGGCCUUGUCGACGGCAUCGUAACCGACGACUCGGAUACCUUUCUCUUUGGCGGCACACGCGUCUACAAGAACAUGUUCAACGCCGCAAAAUACGUCGAAUGCUACCUGUCCCAAGAUCUCACCUCGGAAUUCAGUCUCACGCGCGAAAAACUAAUCGACAUUGCGCAGCUCCUCGGCUCAGACUACACGCCUGGUAUCCCUGGCAUCGGGCCCGUUACCGCUCUCGAAAUCCUCUCCGAGUUCAAGGAUCUCGACACCUUCAGGACGUGGUGGGAUGGCGUGCAGAACGGAUCCAUCAAGAAAGAAGACGACGCAAAGCACCCGUUUCGAAAGCGGUUUCGCAAGAACCAGAGCACAAAGCUGUUUCUCCCGUCGUCCUUUCCGGACACCAGAGUCGCAGAAGCGUAUCUCCAUCCCGAGGUCGAUAGCGAUCCGGAGCCCUUCCAGUGGGGGGUCCCCGACCUCGCUGCUCUCCGCUCCUAUCUGAGUUCGCAGAUUGGAUGGAGCACGGAGCGCACGGAUGAGGUGCUUGUCCCCGUCAUCCGCGACAUGAAUCGCAGGGAGAAGGAGGGCACACAGGCCAAUAUCACCAGGUUCUUCGAAGGCACGGUAGGCGCGGGCGCGUUUGCUCCCAGAGUGAGGAAUGGAGAGCCGAGUGGGCCGAGUGGAAAGAAAAAGGGCAAGGCUGCGACGGGAAAGAGACUCGGUGCUGCUUUGAGUCGGCUGGCGGAGAGAGAGGGUGCUACGGGGAGGACGGAGGAGAAUAGCGAAGAUGGAGCCGAUGUUGCCUCCGCGUCAGCGAGCAGCAAGAAGAAGAGAAAAGCUGCUACGAGUAAGCCUGUGUCGUUGGCUGAAAAGGAAGAUCGGGUUAUCGGUGAGGAUGCUGGAGAAGAAGAAUUUGUCGACAACGACAACGACGAAGAAGAUGAAGACGAGUUGUACGAGGAGCCCACGAAGAAGAAACCCAGGAGAACGCGCAAAGCAAAGACAGGCUAG